AUGUCUUUGAUAAAUGGCCGCAAGUCGUCGCGAGACUGUUCUUGUAGGGAUAGACGGACUCUGAAGCGAAAUGAACGCCAAUGCCUCAACCACCACCUAUACAACUCUGCUCCACGAAUCUGGGCCAGAUCUCGGCCAUCCGCCCACCAACUCUCAAUAGCAAAAACAACAAAAACACAACCAACCAUGACCGACCCCAGUCGAACAUCAACAUCUUUAUGCCGCCGCCUCACAAACCAACUCAACAUCAACGACCUAGAACUAAUAAUGCACUGGCACAGCAGCACCUACCGCUCCGUCUCCCGGGACAGCACCGUGGAGGGGAUAUGGCAGAAAACCGUUCCCCAAGAGGCAGUACAGCAUCCAUUCCUGAUGCACGGUCUCCUGGCACUAUCGUCGCUCGAUCGAGCGUGUAGUAGCGGUGGGAGGGUACGAGAGGAGCGGGUGAGGACUGCGCAGCAGCAUCAGGCUCGCGCGAUGGGUGGUCUCUCGGCCGUGCGGAGAUUGGAGAAUAGCCGCAGUUUGUCGACUUGCAAUGCGAUGUUUGCGCUGGCGUGUGUGAUGGUUUAUUAUGAUCUUGCGUUGCCUCUUUUGACAAGUCCCGCUGAGGGCCGCUCUGCUCUGGACGAGUUUUGUCGCGUGCUUGAGCAAAUUCGCGAGUCGAUAGUGGUCAUGGCUGAGGUCCUCGAUCGGGUGAGGGAAGGGGAGCUGUGCCCCUUAAUUCGCGAAGACGAAGUCAGGCCAAAAAUGCCCGACACAUCGCGGUUAGCAAUACAAUCCCUUCGACGGCGGAAUGGGAUACUAGCUGCGCGAGAUCCUACACACGAGACAGACACCUAUGAAUCAACAAUACAGCACCUGAGCGCCGCUCUCGAACGACUCGCAGAGGGCGGCGAGCCCACGAUAAUCGCAAUAAGGUGGAUAUGGUUCAUCCCGUCUCGAUUCAUCGAGCUGAUGAGUACACGAGAGCCAUUUGCACUGGUGAUCCUCGCGCACUUCGCCGUGAUCAUGCAUUCAUUACAAGGACACUGGUGGAUGGGAGAAUGGGGGAACCGGGUGCUAGAAGUCAUCGGGCAGACGUUAGAUGCCGAAUGGAGGCAGUCGAUUAGUUGGGUGAUUGAUGCGACUGGGUGUUAUAUUCCCUUAUGA
Molecule: messenger RNA, 1149 nt
Organism: Aspergillus chevalieri
Lineage: Eukaryota; Fungi; Ascomycota; Eurotiomycetes; Eurotiales; Aspergillaceae
Exons: 2
Coding region: 1-1149 (382 amino acids)
Biological process (GO): regulation of transcription by RNA polymerase II
Molecular function (GO): DNA-binding transcription activator activity, RNA polymerase II-specific
Source: RefSeq, a predicted model, not a curated record